ACCCUGGAGUUUCCGGCGUGACGUCACAGCAGUCCGGUGUUGUGCUCAUGGCGGCGGAGGAAAGAUGGUAUUUUACCAAGGAAGAAUUAAACAAUUCACCCAGCAGGAGAUGUGGAAUCGACGCGGAAAAAGAAUUAUCGUAUCGACAGCAAGGCGCAAAUCUCAUCCAGGAUAUGGGCCAGCGGUUACAAGUUAACCAACUAGCAAUCAAUACCGCCAUCGUAUAUAUGCAUCGUUUCUACAUGUUUCAUCCCUUCACUCGUUUUCAUCGUAAUUCUAUAGCACCCGCUGCCCUCUUUCUGGCUGCCAAAGUGGAAGAGCAGCCAAGAAAGUUGGAGCAUGUAAUUAAAGUCGCCUACCAUUGCCUAUUUCGUGACCAACCUGCCUUGGACACUCAGUCGGAGGGCUAUUUGGAACGUGCACAGGAAUUGGUUGUAAAUGAAAAUAUCUUACUCCAAACUCUGGGAUUUGAUGUUGCCAUAGACCAUCCUCAUACGCACGUGGUCAAGUGUUGCCAGCUCGUCCGCGCCACCAAAGAUUUGGCCCAAACCUCGUAUUUCAUGGCUACUAGCAGUCUUCAUAUGACGACGAUGUGUUUGCAGUACAAGCCCACUGUAGUGGCCUGCGUGUGCAUCUACAUUGUCUGCACAUGGAGUCAUUAUGAGAUUCAGCGGGUAACAGAGGGCAAAGAUUGGUUUUGGUAUGUUGACAAAACUGUGACCCUUGAGCUACUAGAGACACUGACAGCAGAGUUUCUUGCCAUCCUUGAUAAAUGUCCAAAUCGGCUCAAGAAGAUCAUGAAUUCAUCACAGCACACAGACGAUCGGACCAAAGGCAGCCAGCCAGGAUCCUCGUCCACAGUGCCUUCAUCACGCUCCAUUACAGCAGUGGGAUCGUCAUCGUCAUCGGCCAUACCUUCACGUGCUCAUGAUCACAAUUCACACAGUAAAACCGGUUUGAAGGUGCCUCCAUCACAACCUCACCAGCACCAGCAACCACCAAAGCUGAACCUAAAGGAGUAUAAUGAGAAACGAGAGAAAGAAAGACGCGAGAGGGAGAAAAUGAGAGACCGAGAUUGUAUCGAUCCACGUGACAGCAAACAAUUCACCAUAGUGGCGACGUCUCACUCGUCCCAAAAUGUAACUUCUACCGUAGCGUCCAUUGCUUCCACUCAUGCAGCCUUGCAUUCAUCUCUCCCCAUGCGUGCUAAGAGUGGGAAGAGUAGCAGUGGACGAAGUGCUCACCCCGAGCACGUCAAAACCUCGGCGGUUCAUAGCAGCAAUCAUAAGGCACAUGGUGCCGCUCAAGUGGCACGCGACUCGCAGCCAUCUUUGGAGGCCGUGCGUGUCGGUGCAGAAGCUCCACGUCCGGAGCAGCGGAGGGAUAUUAGUGCACGUUGUGAUAGUGAACGUUAUGAGAAGGGUAACAGGACUAGUAGCAGUGUUGUUGAUGGCAGGUUGCCAGCAGUGGACAUUAAGCCUAGUGUAUCUGAUAUUAGACAACAGCAAUUAUUAGAUGUAAAACCCUCUAGACAGUCUUUAGAUUCUUCAUUAAUAGAUAGAAAAAAAGAUAUUAAAGUUGAACAAAAAACUGCAGAUCGUAAACCUCCCGAGGUGAAGCAAGAGCCAGUGAAAGUAAAAACUGAAAUAAAAACAGAAGUAAAGACUGAGCCUAAAGAAGAGGUAAAAUCACAGUACAACACAAUUUAUAACAACAGUGAAAUGCCUGAGUUUGCACUUGGUGAUUUUUUGAUGAGUGAAAGUACUUUUCUUAAUUUGGGCGAUGGUCCCCCAGACGAGCUGUUUGACAACUCUGAUACAGAAACUAAACCUGAUAUUUCUGCCAUAUUAGAAGGUAAUAGUUUAUUACCUUCUGCAGCUCAUCAAAAGAGCAAGUCUCCUGCAUCCUGCCAGCAGCAAGUUGGACACCAGGCUCAACUUACACACAGCAGCAGUAGCCAUGUUGCAGCAAAUGUUAGUAGUGUAAGUGGGAACGGUGACCAACGGGUUAGUGAAACCGCUGGCUCAACAACAGUACCUAACUACCAUAGUGCGCGACACCACCAUACCACCACAAAUGGUUCAGUACCUGCUCCCCAGCCCGCCCAGAUCACUUCUCAGUCUUCAAAGAGCUCCAGUAGUAGAAAGUCUCGUGAUAGCGAAAGAAGAAACAGUGAACGUGGCGAGGCUGAGUUGGUUCCUAUGGUUACCAAGUUGGAAGACACUAGGUAUCGUACUGCUCUUAGUGAUCCGGGUACUCCUAUCAAAGUGCGCGCUGAAGCGGCCAUUGCAACUGCUGCAGUUUCAUCCUCCAAACCACCAUCUGCUCCAUCCUACAAUACUACUGCAGUGAAUGCUGAGCCAACACAGAAGACUCCUAGUGAUCCAGUAUUACGUGUGAAGGUGCCUCAGGCAGAGCAUCUGAAAGUUCAGGAGCCCCAGACUGAGCCUGCACCUGGUGUUGGUAGUGGUGGCGUUGGUACAGAAAAGAAACACAAACACGACCAUCCGCACCACAAGCGCAAAGAGAAAAAGAAGCAUAAACAUAAAGAAAAAGAUAAGCACAAGGAUAAGGACCACAAAGAACAUAAGGAACACAAGGAACAUAAAGAACACAAAGAACACAAAAAGGAUAAAAAGCACAAAAAACACAAAGAUAAGGAUAAGGAUAAAGAAAAAGGACGUAGUAGUGGGGAAGGUGGAACUGGGCCUAUUAAAAUUACUAUUCCUAAAGAUAAAAUUUUGUUUACACCUGAACAACCAUUAGCUCCUUUGCGCCCUAAUACAACCGCAGCACCAGCCACUGUUCCUCUACCAGCUGCCACUCCAAAUACUACUCCAGGUAUCCCAAAGUUUAAGAUUACAAAGUCUAAACUUAGCAAAAAGGAUCUAUUUGGUGGCACUUCCUCCACUUCUCCAGAAAGUAGUCCUGCUGGUGACUUGACUCGCGACAAUCCCACUACCUCUUUAAAGAUCAAGAUCAGCCGGGACCGCCUUCGUCCAGAUAAGGAAUCCAAGAAACGAGACAGGGACCGCAGCCCAAGUGAUGUCCAUCCUGCAAAGAUCCCACGCAAUGGAAGUGAAGCACGGUCCACCCAUGCAGCCCCUCAGGUACCCAUAAAGGACUUGGAUCCCAGUAGGUGGAGCUCUCAGAGGCAGUAGUACUGGCAAACAUUUGUAGGCAACUGACCUGACAUGACCUAGCCUCCCUGACCCAACAUGAGCUGGUGUUAUGUUCCCUUACCUGAUCUUGGCCACAAGGCAUUUAUAUCAAUGGCACGUACAAUUUAGUGCCUGUUAUAUAGAGUUGUGAAGGGCUAGUAGAUAUCUUCAAAGUAAACAUAAUGUUGAUUCAUUAUUAGAUAUAAUUUUGGUACAUGAAAUGUGUCAAUAGUUUUGUGAGCCAGUCGGUGAGAGGGGGAGUGGUGAGGACCAGCUCGGGAGGGUCAGGAGCGUGGGGCUGUGCUGGUGGUGGGUGCAGGUGGUUGGAUAUGGCCUCACAACACACGUGUAGUGUAUUCUGUUGGUGUCUGCUUAGUUUGGGUAUGGCUCUUGGCCAGCCUGCACUGGGAAGUCCUUGUUGCAACUCCAUGUUUACACACAAUCUUUGUUUCUUGUAGCACACUUACGGGUCAAUUGGCAGGCAGUUGUGAGUUUCUUAGACAGCUAAGCAUUCCAUGACUAGUCGAGUCAGUUUUAGCACGUCCCAAAAUUAGGGUGCCCCAGACCCUUAGCCCCGCCCAUCCUUUGCCACUCGCUCCCCACCACCUGCAACACCAGCUUGGGUAAUACCAAAACUCGUCCAUGCUUGGUCAGUGUGGCAGCGUGUCAGGCUCAGUGCACAUUUACUUGCUAGUACACACAAGAACCCUGAGAGCCACGGGCUGCUGCAGAAACCAACCUUCCUCUGUGGCUGUUCGGGAUCUUCCUCAACACUGGAGGACGAGGCGCUGCACAGGUCUUCUGGUCAUCGGCUGUGAUGAGUCACUACCACGGUCCAAUACUGCUACUGCGGCUGUGGUUGUGACAUCUUUAACCUCAACAUUUUCACUUUAUAUAGAUUCAUUUUUCUUUCCCCACAACAUGACUUUUUAGAACCAGAAAGUCAUCUAUACUUAGAAAUGUUUAAUCUUGAGCCGCUCUUUUUUUUUUUUUUGUAUUGUACUUACUACUUAUGCAUCAUAAUCAUAAUCAUACUACGCAGAGCUUGUAUCAUCAGCAUGUAUGUGUUAUGUUGUGAGGGUUUUUUAAUUUUGAAAAUCAUCUUCUCUGUGAGAAGAUUUGUUGGAACUCCGUUGUAUGUGUAAUGGAGUUUCUCCCCCUAGUUUCCGUAUGUCCCAGUGACUUUUGGAAGCUAACUUUGGUUCAUACGCCUCAGGUACUCUCAUGGUAACACCAGCAGUCAUAUUUACCCUGCAUAACAUGAAAUAACCAUUUCUGUUUAUAUAUAUUUAUUAUUUACUAUUAAUGUUAUUCUUGUGUUGUUAGUUUGUGGAGCGAAAAAAAAUAUUGAUGCAUCAGGCGAAGGAAACUGUUCAAGUUUUGCUCAAUGCUUUUUGUGAUGAAACAUGGACAAACCACAUGCAUUAGUUUUUGUAUAGCAGUUGUUGUACAAAAUGAAACAAUGUUUUUGUAAACUGA
Molecule: messenger RNA, 4640 nt
Organism: Procambarus clarkii (red swamp crayfish)
Lineage: Eukaryota; Metazoa; Arthropoda; Malacostraca; Decapoda; Cambaridae
Product: cyclin-T2
Biological process (GO): positive regulation of DNA-templated transcription, elongation; regulation of transcription by RNA polymerase II
Cellular component (GO): cyclin/CDK positive transcription elongation factor complex; nucleus
Molecular function (GO): cyclin-dependent protein serine/threonine kinase activator activity
Source: RefSeq, a predicted model, not a curated record